Drosophila innubila is the source of this 815-nucleotide messenger RNA. RefSeq names its product myosin light chain alkali (gene Mlc1). Gene Ontology annotation, molecular function: calcium ion binding. Gene Ontology annotation, cellular component: muscle myosin complex. Bases 137 to 604 code for a protein of 155 amino acids. The transcript has 6 exons. NCBI's taxonomy places the organism in Eukaryota, Metazoa, Arthropoda, Insecta, Diptera, Drosophilidae. The record is from RefSeq and is a predicted model, not a curated record.
AUCUAUGUGUGAGUUGGUUAGAAUCGCCGCUGGCUAUCACCUCAGAAUUACCUUGCCGUGCUGCCACUGACGAAUAGCGUUCAGUCGAGACCGAGCUCAUCCGCGAUACAGUUGCUUUUCGCAUUCAAUAGACAAAAUGGCUGAUGUACCAAAGCGUGAAGUUGAAAAUGUCGAAUUCGUUUUCGAAGUUAUGGGCUCUCCCGGUGAGGGUAUUGAUGCCUUCGAUCUGGGCGAUGCUCUGCGCGCUCUGAACUUGAACCCCACCUUGUCUCUGAUUGAGAAGAUGGGUGGCACCAAGAAGCGCAACGAGAAGAAGAUCAAGAUGGACGAAUUCCUGCCCAUUUACUCUCAGGUCAAGAAGGAGAAGGAACAGGGAUGCUAUGAGGAUUUCAUUGAGUGCUUGAAACUGUACGACAAGGAGGAGAACGGUACCAUGCUCCUCGCUGAAUUGCAGCACGCCCUGCUGGCCCUUGGUGAGAACCUGGAUGAUGAGCAAGUGGAGACUCUGUUCGCUGACUGCAUGGAUCCCGAGGAUGAUGAGGGCAUGAUCCCAUACUCUCAGUUCAUCCAGCGCUUGAUGAGCGAUCCCGUCGUCUUCGACUAAACACAUUCCUUGCAAGAAUGUGUGACAGACCAGAUGCGCUAUAAAUAGUUAUCAACAACAACAACAACAAAAUAACAACAACAACACCAAACAAAUUUAUAGCAACAGCCAUUCUCCAUAGAUGUUAUAUUCAUCGCUAACUCUCUCUAUCUCUCUCUCGUAUAUUAUUUUAAUUAAAAUUUACUUCUGCUACUACAACUGCAAAAUUGAA